AUAGUGCAUUUACAGUUAUAGAUACUGUGUUUCUGAUGCGUGAGCUAUCUCUAUCAUGAAGCUGUUCAACGAACAAAAUAGUUCCAUUAUACGUAGAGAUCACACUGCCGGCUUGCUGGGAUUCAUCUCCAACCACAAGGUCCGUAGACUGAGCUAAUGCAUGGAUAAUGCUACCAAUAUGAAGCGUCCAAAGAGCCCCGACUGGCUGGACGGCAGCCCUCCUCCCAAGAGUCAGGGGGAACAGGAGGAGGAAGAAGACGAGGAAGAUGAAGAGGAGAAGAGGGUGUCGACAGGGCACAGGGCCAAACGAGUCCGUCAAAGCAGCAGCAGUGCCACUAUGUGCCAGGUGUGCAACAUACAGCUGAACUCCAGCGCCCAGGCCCAGAUCCACUACAGAGGGAAGACGCACCAGAGGAGGCUGCGCCGACUGGCAAAGGCUGUCAGCACAGGUGCCCUCUCCCAGAGCCAGGUCCACCCACUCCUGGGCUCCCUGCCUCUGCCAGGUCGACCCCUCCAGCCGCAUGCUCACGCCCAGCUGGAGCACUUCCUGCCGCUCAGGGUCAACAGCUCCUCGCCUCUCAGCAUCUUCCCCAAUUUCAACACGAUGGACCCAGUGCAGAAGGCAGUGAUCAACCACACAUUUGGCGUGGCUCCACCUAAGAAGAAACAGAUCAUCUCCUGUAACAUCUGUCACCUGCGCUUCAACUCCACUACCCAGGCGGAGGCCCACUACAAAGGUCACAAACAUGCUCGCAAGCUAAAGGCCUUGGAGACCCAGAGGAACCGGCAGAAGAGUGGACACAGUCUGUCCACAACAGGAAAAGACAGAGACCGAGAGAGGGCGAUGAUGGGAGGAGGAACUGUGCCCACAGACUCACAUUUGAAAGACAUAACAGGCCCAAGUACUUCUUCCCAACCUGCACAGCAGCAACCAGAAAACGGCCAGGGGAACCUGCUGGCACCCAUUCCCUUCUCACAGCCUUCAUCCACAGACUCCUCCUCCCUCCGCUCUCCUCAGCUGUCCCCACAAAUCUCCCCUGGCCCUCAGCUUUCUGAUCUACCUUCAGACAGUCCUUAUGUGGAGGUGGGCAGCCCGGCCACCGGUUCAGCCCCACACUCUGACCCUCAGGGGAGCCCCACAGGAGGUGAGGAAGAGGUGGUGAAGGUAGAGGAGGCUAAAGAGGCCAAGAGCAACAAAAAACAACUUCUCCACUGUCCCACGUGCAAAGUGACGGUCAAUUCCAGCUCCCAGCUGGAGGCUCACUGCAGUGGCUCCAAGCACAAACAGAUGCUUGAUGGUCAGAACAGCAGCCAGUCACAACGCAGGGUCAAGAUGACGUCAUCGCCCAGACCCACUUGCCGAAUUAAGCAGCGAAUGGGCAGCAAGACCAGAGCGGUUGUGGGUGUAUCCAGCCAGCCCUUUCACUGUGAAAUGUGCCAGGUGUCCGUCAACUCAGAGACACAGCUGAAGCAGCACAUGAACAGCAGGAGACACAAAGAGCGCUUGGCUGGGAAGCCUGUCAAGGUUAAGUUCACCCCCUAUAAUAAACUACAGCCCAGCGCUGUCUUAGCGACUAAACUGGCCCUGCAGAAGCAGCUAUCCAAGGCCCUGCCGGCAGGGUUCCUGACCAGUCCCCUCAAUCAAGCGGCCUUGUGCACCAUGGCGUCUGGACCAUUGGCCCUACGGCUGCCGCCGGGUCCCACGGCCUUCAUCCAGGGUCCCCUGAUCAGCCCCACGCUCUUCAGGCCUGCCCCUGGACCUCUGAGGGCCACACAUGCGCCUAUUAUCUUCUCUCCUUACUAGCAAAGAGUCAAGCUAGGCUGGAGGACCUAACCUAGCCACAGCUGGACUAACAGAAAAGUUUAUCUUGAACCAGUAAGGACAAAGCAUGGGACCCCCUGAGGGACACUCGGACACUAUGCAGCGACUGCAAGGCCAGCAUAUCAUCAUGUCAAGUUUGGCAGGUUCAAGUCAUAAGACCAGUAUCCACAAUCCCCUGGUGUGGAUUGAGAUUUCAGCGCUGACUGACCAGUGUCUCCUCCCCUCUUAAAAAUGGACUAUUGCUCAGUUGUGUCCCCUCAACAAACUGUUGAGUGCAUGUUCCCCGGGGUCUGGACCCCUCUGGAAGCCAUAAUGACAAGCAUCCUUUAGUUUUAUUUAUAAGACAAUAAUAGACUAAUACACUAGGGUGUGUAGAUGUUGCUAAGUGUUAGUUGCCAAAAUUCUUUACAUUUGAGAGCUUUCUAGUCGUACUCUGGGAGAACAAGUACAAUACUUCAUUCCUGCUUUAUUUUUCAUAACCACAUCGAAAUCAAGAAAAUCCAUGAAACUGAUUACUUUCAUAUCACCGACCUCAACCUAUGAAAAGACAAAGGAGAUCCAUAACUUUGAAUUGAUGAGGAUAUUGCAUCUCAACAAAGUUAGACCUUUACAGCCAUUGUCUGAUGUGUAUGCUUUUUAAUUUAGAAUUCAUUUUAGAUAAAUACAUACAUUCAUUUUGUCUCUUAGUCUGUGUCUUGAGGUGACAAUCAACUACCACCCUGAUAUAUGAUAUAGAAUACUCGCUAUGUUCAACACAAUACAAUGAUAUGGUUAAAUAUAUAGCUAUACAAUUUGAAAAUUGUAUUUCGUUGAGCCAUUACAACAAGCUCUUCAGGUGAUGGUUAGAUCAAUAUGUUCUGAUUUUGAAGCAGCUUGAUGCUGUUUGUGCAAUAUGAAAAGAACAGGCUGAUGUGUGCUGUUCCCCAAAAAUGAUUUAUCCACAAGUUUUUAAAUGUCUUUAAAUGUGUUUAUCAAACAUGUUAUUUUUUUAUAGAGUGGUAUUAAAAAAAAAAAAGUUAUUUCACUUUAGAAAUCCCCUCCCACCUGAUUGUGCUGAAUCAUCCCAAGCAAUAUGUAUUUUUGAAGUGUCACCUGGUAAAAUUAAUGACUAUUGUAACUGUGCAUCAAUUGCAAUAAUGUAAAUUAUUAUGUGCUAAAAACUGUCGAUAAUGUAUUCUAUAUGAACUUAUAAAUAGUACUGUUUUUA
Molecule: messenger RNA, 3029 nt
Organism: Morone saxatilis (striped sea-bass)
Lineage: Eukaryota; Metazoa; Chordata; Actinopteri; Moronidae
Product: zinc finger protein 385B-like
Exons: 9
Coding region: 161-1804 (547 amino acids)
Cellular component (GO): nucleus
Molecular function (GO): nucleic acid binding; zinc ion binding
Source: RefSeq, a predicted model, not a curated record